CGUUUAUUUGGAGUGUUCACUUUACAGUUUCAGAUGUUCAGUCCAUUAACAUCGCAGUGGGAAGCAUGGCAACAUUCAGUCAGAUGGUGCUAGAGCUAAUAGAGCUACCUACAUACUGCAGGCAACAGGAAGUCAACUGAGACUCUGGAUGGCAUCCUGAGCAUAGGAAAUCUCAAAGUCCAAUGAGACACUUCGUCCAACAAAGCCAUAUCUCCUGAUAGUGCUACUCUCUAUGAGAUUACUGGGGCCAGUUACAUUCAAACUGCCACACUUUAUGUUGGCCAAUAUGAUUUGGAACUUUUAGGCCCAAGUGUUUUGUCUGCCUCAGUCUCUGAGAAGCUGGGACGUAGGCAUGUCUUUGGAUAGUGUAGUCCAUCAUAGGCCAGAAGGACAGCCAUAGACUCUGCACUCUGACUAGAGCUACAUUUUGGGUAUUAUGGCCAAACCUGUGGAGUGGAGUCUCCUCACUAUUGGUGUGUGAAGUAUAAUUGGGACAGCCUGAAAGCUGAAGGCAGAAUCACUAUGAGGUCACAGAGAGUCCAGAGCUUUGGCAGUUCUCCAAGGGCAGGAACCAUAAUGUGCCUGUGUGCUGGGAGCGGCUCCAAACAUCUGAUGGACUGUAGCCCUCCAGCAGUUGCAGAUAAAGAGGACUCCACAGAUGUUGGUGAGGAGGAUAGUUUCCUUGGCCAGACUUCUGCUCACACCUCCACCCCACAGACAUUCAGUUACUUCUCUCAGGUGUCAAGCAGUAGUGACCCUUUUGGGAAUAUUGGACAGUCGCCCUCCACAACUGCAUCGGCUGGACAGUCAGCAUUUUCCAAGCCCCCAACCACACUCCCUUUUACAGCUGGAUCCCAAGAUGUGUCGAAUACAUUUCCCCCGUCUGUUUCCAAGGCUCAUUAUGGUGCUGCACCUGCCUCACAGAUGGGAAUAAAUACCUAUUUGCCUUCUCAGCCCAGUAGUCUCCCUCCAAAUUUUGGGAGCCCCCCUCAAGGGAUUCCUCAACAAGGACAUAACCCAUAUCGCCACACUCCUGUCAGCAGCAGGGUGAAUCCCUACCUUACACCCCCACAACUGCAGCAAAGCCAGACGCCAGGCCACCCCUCCUACCCUCCGCCUCCUGGACCCCCUGUGCAGACGUACCAAAUGCCGCCAGGACCGAUGCCACCGCUUCCUCCGUCAGUGCAGUCACCAGCACAGCAGCAGAUCCCUGGCAGACCUGCAGGACCCCCUGCAUCAGUACAGGGGCCUUCUCCUUUUGUACUUCCGAACCAGUAUGAACCUGUUCAGCCUCACUGGUUUUACUGCAAGGAGGUGGAACAUAAACAGCUGUGGAUGCCUUUCAGUGUGCUUGACUCUUUGAAUCUUGAAGAGAUCUAUAAUUCUGUGCAGCCAGAUCCUGAAAGCGUGGUUCUAGGCACGGAUGGAGGACGCUAUGAUGUCUACCUCUAUGACCGCAUGAGGAAGUCUGUGUAUUGGGAAGAGGAGCCAGCUGAAGUGAGACGCUGUACUUGGUUUUACAAGGGGGACACAGAUAGCAGAUUUAUUCCCUAUACAGAGGAGUUCAGUGAAAAGCUGGAGGCUGAGUAUAAAAAAGCUGUAACGACGAAUCAGUGGCACCGCAGAUUAGAGUUUCCAAGUGGAGAGACCAUCGUUAUGCACAACCCAAAGGUUAUUGUCCAGUUCCAACCUUCGUCAGUGCCAGAUGAGUGGGGGACAACACAAGAUGGACAGACAAGGCCCAGAGUUGUGAAGCGUGGAAUUGACGAUAACCUUGAUGAGAUUCCUGAUGGAGAAAUGCCUCAAGUUGAUCACUUGGUGUUCAUGGUGCAUGGCAUUGGACCUGUGUGUGACCUGCGCUUUAGAAGCAUAAUUGAGUGUGUGGAUGAUUUUAGGGUGGUUUCUCUCAAGUUGUUGCAGACACACUUCAAGAAGUCUAUAGACGAUGGGAAAGUCAGCCGAGUGGAGUUCCUUCCAGUUCACUGGCAUAGUGCCCUCGGUGGGCAUGCCACGGGUGUGGACAGGAAUAUCAAGAAAAUCACUUUGCCAAGUAUUGGUCGGUUUCGGCACUUUACUAAUGAAACUCUGCUAGACAUUUUGUUUUACAACAGCCCCACCUACUGUCAGUCAAUUGUGGAGAAAGUGGGAGUGGAGAUAAACCGGCUAUACUCGCUCUUUUUGAGUCGGAACCCAAACUUCAAAGGAAAGGUCUCCGUUGCUGGUCACAGUUUAGGUUCAUUGAUUCUGUUUGACAUCUUGUCUAAUCAAAAAGAUGUGAAUGUCUCUAAGUCUUCAGGGUCCAUGGCUGUUUCCAAUGGAGUUAUGAAACAGGAACAGCAGAUACCUGAAGAGUCUAAGUUGAUGUCAGAUGAAUCAUGUGACCUUGAUGUUGAAAAUGAAGAACCCCUAACUCUGCAUGGAACCUUGGAAGCUCUCAGCCUCUUUGAUUACAUUAGCACUUUUGAAAAGGAGAAGAUGGACAUGGAAUCCCUGCUUAUGUGUACAGUUGAUGACCUGAAGGAGAUGGGGAUACCCCUUGGGCCCAGGAAGAAGAUAGCCAAUUUCGUAAAACUUAAAGCAGCCAAACUGGAACAGAAAAAAGCCUCAGAAAAGAAGGCAGUGAUGGCUGCUGUGGCAAAAGGACAAGAUGAGAGUGCUCUGAAAACUAAGGAAAUGGCUGCUGCUUCUGAAUCCAGCGAGUCAAGGAGGAAGCUGUCAGUGGGGGCCUGUGUGUCGUCGGCUCGAGUUGAUUAUGAGUCUUUUGAAGUUGGCACAGGACAGGUUUCUGUCACUUACACCUCUUUAGACUUUGAACCAGAGAUCUUCUUUGCCUUGGGCUCGCCAGUUGGCAUGUUUCUCACUAUCCGAGGUGUGGACAGGAUUGAUGAGAACUACCGUCUCCCUACCUGCAAAGGCUUCUUCAAUAUCUACCAUCCGCUUGACCCAGUGGCGUACAGACUAGAGCCUAUGGUCGCUCCAGACUUGAAAUUGAAAGCUGUUCUCAUCCCACAUCACAAAGGCAGAAAGAGACUUCACUUAGAGUUGAAAGAAAGCCUUUCUCGAAUGGGAUCUGAUUUGAAGCAGGGCUUUAUCAGCUCUCUGAAAAGUGCUUGGCAGACACUCAACGAAUUUGCACGUGCUCACACCUCUUCAACUCAAUUACAAGAAGAAUUGGAAAAGGUGGUCAAUCAAUUCAAAGAGGAAGAAGAAAAGCAAGUAGUUGAAGCUGAAAAGAUUGAAAGUCCAGAACUUUCCAAGGAUGAGGACUACUUAGGAAAGGUUGGAAUGUUAAAUGGAGGCCGCCGGAUUGAUUAUGUUCUUCAAGAAAAGCCAAUAGAGAGUUUUAAUGAGUAUCUCUUUGCUCUUCAGAGUCACUUAUGCUAUUGGGAAUCUGAAGAUACCGCCCUCUUGUUACUUAAAGAAAUCUAUCGAACAAUGGACAUUAGUCCAGAGCAGCCCCAGCAUUGAGCAGACUUGCAUUUUACUAGGAAGUUCCAGCAUGAGUGCCGUUGCCUAGAAGCUCUGUGGUGGCCGAUCCCCCCUUUGCUCCUAUGAUGGUGACAGAAAAGUGACCAGCAGCAGUUUCUAACAUAGGCUUCUCAGAUGUAGGAAUUCAUUUUAAAAGGCACAGGACAGAAAGACACUGAAAAAAAAAAUCAGUACCACAUGGAUAGUAUAGAAGAAAAACUGUGAUCAUAAAAUGAUGCUGUGUAAAUUCUCAGAUCUGUUUAGCUGUGUAGUUAUCAAAAUUAAGUAUGUCCUAAUGAAGAGAGAUUUGUAGCAUGCACACUGUUAUUUCUAUUUCUUGAAACUAUUGUCAAUGGAAUAUUAAACCUAGAUUUUUCUUUGUAUUAAUGCAAUAUUUUUAUUUAAAUAUGGACUUCUUGAGAAACUAUAGUAACAUGAUUUUUAAGAAACUUAUGCUAGUCUCUGGGCAUGGUGGCGCAUGCCUUUAUUCCCAGCACUUGAGAGGCAGAGGCAGAUCUCUGUGGUCUACAUAGCAAGUCCCAGGACAGCCAGGACUACGUAGAGAGACCCUUCACAACAAGAAAGAAAGAGAAAAGAAAAGAAACUUAUGCUGUUCUUUAUUGAGCUGCCCUGAUGCAGAAUUGUUCCUCCUUGUCACAAGGCAGUAGCCAAGGUCUCUUCUGCCCAAACUGACCUGAGUGUGUGUGAAGCUGAACACCACCACUGAAAGCCUAGUUGCUGGAGUGAAGCACUUGUGAUGAUCUGACCUCUCCUGACCUGUCCAUAUCCCCUGGGAGAUGAGCAAGUGACAGGCCUUCAUUGUGACUGAGAUAUCUGUGCCAGCACUCAUGGCUGAGGUUCCAGUUAAUUGAGAACCAGAGUGGAAGGUUUUGUUCUUUGGUUUAUUUUUACUUGUACCAAAGGGUUUGAACAGUGGAUUUACUUCUGGGAUGUAGAGCUGCUUGGUGAAGACUGCUCUGUAACAUCACUUUGUUUACUAUAAACUCUUUACCUAAAUAUUUCCUUACAGACACUGGGAAUGCUGAUUUCCUUCUUUUGUUACAUAGCAGAAACAUUUUAUGUCGUUUACAUAGUUCUCAUGGAACAUGGAAGUUUUUGAAAACAACAUAUAAUACACAUUUUUGUGUAUGUAUUCUAAUUGGUGUGAAUAAAACAGUAACAUCGAUGCUCUUUUCAAGCUGCAAAUUGUUGUUUCUCACCCUUCUUAAAGGGUUCCCUUGUCAACCUGCAGCCUCUGUGUGGUUAAUUUAUAACUUGAUGGGAUUAGAAUGGGAGGGUCUAGAGCAGUGGUUCUCAACCCCUAUGGGGUCCAAUGAAGGGAUCACAUCAGAUAAUCAUAUCAGAUAUUUAUGUUACAAUACAUAACAGUAACAAAAUUACAGUUAUGAAGUAGCAAUGAAAAUAAUUUCUGGUUGGGGUCACCACAGCAUGAGGAGCUGUAUUAAAGGGUGGCAGCAUUAGGAAGGGUGAGAACCACUGCUCUAGAGCUUGCUUUGACCCCAGGUUUCCGGUCGCUUCAUCAUCUGUCUGAGGACACACUGUUCCCACUGGGGAGGCACAUAGCCAAGUUGGGUUCUCUUGAUUCCCUUUGCCCUUCGCUUCCCUCCAAGACAAUCACCGUUCACUUAGUUUUCAUAUGACUUCUAAUACUGUCAGAGGAAGGGAAAAUAGAGCUUCCUUAUGUGUAUUUUAAUAAACUCUAUUUAGCUUUUUCAACUUGUAA
Mesocricetus auratus (golden hamster) is the source of this 5212-nucleotide messenger RNA. RefSeq names its product SEC23 interacting protein (gene Sec23ip). Gene Ontology annotation, molecular function: metal ion binding; protein binding. The record is from RefSeq and is a predicted model, not a curated record. Bases 523 to 3468 code for a protein of 981 amino acids. Gene Ontology annotation, cellular component: COPII-coated ER to Golgi transport vesicle. The transcript is spliced from 19 exons. Lineage: Eukaryota; Metazoa; Chordata; Mammalia; Rodentia; Cricetidae.